Messenger RNA from Aspergillus welwitschiae, 525 nucleotides. Its product is annotated as GTP cyclohydrolase I. The record is from RefSeq and is a predicted model, not a curated record. The transcript has 2 exons. Gene Ontology annotation, molecular function: GTP cyclohydrolase I activity; zinc ion binding; GTP binding. Gene Ontology annotation, biological process: tetrahydrofolate biosynthetic process; tetrahydrobiopterin biosynthetic process. The coding region runs from base 1 to 525 and encodes 174 amino acids. Gene Ontology annotation, cellular component: cytoplasm. NCBI's taxonomy places the organism in Eukaryota, Fungi, Ascomycota, Eurotiomycetes, Eurotiales, Aspergillaceae.
AUGCUGCAAUGUCUCGGAGAAGACCCAACCCGUGAAGGCCUCGCCAAAACCCCCGAAAGAUACGCCAGGGCAAUUUUAUUCUUUACCAAGGGCUACACUGAGAAUCCCAAGGAUGUUGUUGGCAAUGCUAUCUUCACAGUCGAUAGCCGGGAGCUUGUGCUGGUCAAAGAUAUAGAGAUAUCUAGUCUCUGCGAGCAUCAUCUGAUGCCAUUUGUCGGAAAGAUCCACAUAGGUUAUAUUCCCGAUGGCCGUGUGCUUGGUCUCUCUAAGCUCGCUCGCUUGGCAGAAAUUUUUGCUCGGCGCUUACAACUCCAAGAGAGGCUCACGCAACAGAUUGCCAAUGCCAUUCAGCAGAUUCUUGAACCUCAGGGGGUUGGUGUGAUCAUGGAAGCAAGCCACAUGUGCAUGGUCACACGAGGCACUCAAAAAUACGCCGCCAUGACGACAACCUGCUGUAUGACCGGCGUAUUGCAACGUGACGGCAGGGCCAGGGAUAACUUCUACUUCCUUCUCAAUCGGCGAUAA